This is a messenger RNA of Sorex fumeus (smoky shrew), 1982 nucleotides long. It is a transcript of the gene LRRC14, whose product is annotated as leucine rich repeat containing 14. The record is from RefSeq and is a predicted model, not a curated record. Gene Ontology annotation, cellular component: cytoplasm. The coding region runs from base 146 to 1627 and encodes 493 amino acids. The transcript has 4 exons. Lineage: Eukaryota; Metazoa; Chordata; Mammalia; Eulipotyphla; Soricidae. Gene Ontology annotation, molecular function: kinase binding.
CCGCUACCGGGCUCAAGCCAGGACUCCCUGGCCUGUCAAAACUCAAGGUGUGCUGGGGAGACCGCGCCUGUGGCGACGGGCCAGGCGCACCGUUACUUGGGCAGGAGCGCCUACGGCCAGGUGUCUGCCCACUCUGCCCAGCAACAUGCACACACUGCUGUUCCUGAGCACACGGCAGGUGCUCCAGUGCCAGUCGGCCGCCUGUGAGGCUCUGCCCCUUCUUCCGCGAGAGCUUUUCCCCCUGCUGUUCAAGGUGGCCUUCAUGGACAAGAAGACAGUUGUGCUUCGGGAGCUGGUCCACAUAUGGCCCUUCCCGUUGCUCAGCUUUCAGCAACUGCUGCAGGAAUGUACUCACUGCAGCCGGGCGCUACUGCUGGAGAGACCCAGCACAGAGAGCAUGCAGGCUGUGAUCCUGGGACUGACCGCCCGGCUCCACACCCCAGACACCGAGCCCGGCACACAGCCCCUGUGCAGGAAGCACGCACUACGGGUGCUGGACAUGACGGGCCUCCUGGACGAUGGGGUGGAGCAGGACCCGGGCACCAUGAGCAUGUGGGAUUGCACUGCAGCCGUGGCCCGCACCUGCAUCGCCCAGCAGCAGGGCGGGACGGUGGGACCUGGGCUGGGCCCCUUGCCUGUGGAGGUGCGUGUGGACCUGCGGGUGAACCGAGCCUCCUAUGCCUUCCUGCGAGAGGCGCUGCGCAGCAGCAUGGACAGCCCGCUGCGGCUCUGCUGCCGGGACCUGCGGGCUGAGGACCUGCCCAUGCGAAACACGGUGGCCCUGCUGCAGCUCCUGGAUGCGGGCUGCCUGCGCCGCGUGGACCUGCGCUUCAACAACCUGGGCCUGCGUGGCUUAUCCGUCAUCAUCCCACAUGUGGCCCGCUUCCAGCAGCUGGCCAGCCUGCGGCUCCACUACGUCCACGGGGACUCACGGCAGCCCUCUGUGGAUGGUGAGGACAACUUCCGCUACUUCCUUGCCCAGAUGGGUCGUUUCACGUGUCUGCGGGAGCUCAGCAUGGGUUCCUCUCUCCUCUCAGGGAGGCUGGACCAGCUGCUCAGCACCCUGCAGAGCCCCCUGGAGAGCCUAGAGCUGGCCUUCUGCGCUCUUCUGCCCGAGGACCUGCGCUUCCUGGCACAGAGCCCCCAUGCUGUCAACCUUAAGAAGUUGGAUUUGAGUGGCAACGACCUGUCUGGCAGCCAGCUGGAGCCCUUUCAAGGCCUGCUGCAGGCGGCAUCUGGGACACUGCUGCAUCUCGAGUUGACCGAGUGCCAGCUUGCUGACACGCAGCUGCUAGCAACACUCCCCGUGCUGAUUCGUUGUGCCAGCCUCCGCUACCUCGGUCUCUAUGGAAACCCGCUGUCCAUGGUGGGGCUCAAGGAGCUUCUGAGGGACUCUGCGGCCCAGGCUGAACUACGCACAGUGGUGCAUCCCUUUCCUGUGGACUGCUAUGAGGGUCUUCCCUGGCCACCCCCUGCCUCUGUGCUGCUGGAGGCUUCCAUCAAUGAAGAGAAGUUUGCCCGGGUGGAGACUGAGUUGCAUCAGCUACUGCUGGCCUCUGGCCGCGCCCAUGUGCUCUGGACCACAGACAUCUAUGGGCGCCUGGCUGCUGACUACUUCAGCCUGUGACUGCAGGUCCUGGGGUCCAGGUGUGCCAGAGGCCCUCCCUCCUGGAGGUGUUUGGUUUCCUUAUUCCCGUUGUCUGAGCCUGCCGUUCUACCCUGACUCUUGGCUGGAUCCCAGGUUCUCCUUCACAGCCCGGCUUGGUUCAGCUGCUGUUUGUGGCCUUCUGCUGUCGUCGUCCUUUCUGUGGAACCUUCCUCACGUAUCAGCUGCGAGCGCUUCUCUGGGCUCAGCGUAAAGGCGGGUAGCCCUGCGGUAGGCGUAGGGACAGGGACUGGCUUCCACAAGGAUUGGGUCCCAGCUCUCAGGCUCCCUGUUACGGUUCUCCCUCCCUGGCAUCUAUGACACUGCCUGUGUGCUG